CGGCAGCACGACAACCAACGGCGGCGGCAAGCGAAGGAGCGGAGCGCAAGCGGUGGCAGAAGCGGCGGCGCGGCGUCUCAGCUGUGCGUCGGUGGUUUGGCUCACAGCAGUUCCCUGUGAGAAGAGAAUGUAGCUCUCGGUUGUGUUGAAACUCAGCAGGAGGAGGAGGGGCUGCUAGUGGCUGUCUGCCAUGGAGAAGUCUUCGAGUGGCCAGGUGUACCGGUACCCACCAGCCUCGGGCCUUCUGCUGGGUGCGGGCCUGGUGGGCUACUGUGCCACGUUGCUUCUGCUGGUGAGCUUUGCAAGCCCUUACUGGCUUGAGAGCUACCAAGAGGCCAACAUGGAGUUUGUCCGGCUGGGCCUGUGGGACGUCUGCUUCCACAACUACCGCCACCCGUCCUACCAGUAUGAUGAAACCUUCAAUGGCUGCCACUGGAUUCAUUCGUACGCUUACCAGAACAUCCGUGACUGGCUCCUGCCUGGAUGGCUCAUGUUUGUGCAGAGCAUGAUGACGUUGGCGCUGAUGUUUGCCCUGGGUGCCCUGGUGUUGCUGAGUGUCGUGCUGAUGCGUUACAUGCUGCGCUUUGAGAUCAUCUUUCUGCUGGGUGCAUUCAUUCUCGAAGCUAUUACAGCGGUGCCCGUGUUCCUGUCGGUGGCGGUGUUUGGGGGCAUGUGCUUCGACCGCUCCUGGCUACAGUACCCAAACUACAACCACCUGUCGUGGGCUUACGCACUCGCCGUGGUCGCCUUCUUCUUCCACACACUUGCCGCCGUGAUGCUGUUGGCAGAGACCUUCAAGGCCCGCGAGCGUCGGCGACGGGCCAACAACCUCAUCUACAACAUGCAACCCAGGCCUGGAACUUCCCUCUCUCUGCUUGAAGCCACACCUGUGGAAAAGCCAUCCACUCCAGCUGAGUAGCCGUCCCAAUACCAUCGGAAACACAGAGGGGGAUAGCCUAUGGGUGGGAUAUCCCAAGCCUUCGUCACCUGGAAGUUUCCAAAGCAACAGCGCGGGUCGUCUGAUGAGGUCUCAAAAUUGUCAGCAAGCCGUGCUGGAGACACGUUCGUAGGAAGGCCAUGUGAAAUGACAGAAUUGCUGCUUUUAAUUGGCAAGCACUUUGUACAUUUCUUAUGGCUCCAACAUGGUCAUUGUGGGCCCCUAAUGAGUCUCCAGUAAGUGGAAUGCGGGAAAAAAAGGCUGUCAGGUGUAGGGAAGAAAACUGAAAAUUUAUGGCUGCUGUAAUGUUGUGAAAUUUGCUGAAUUGCGAAAGUAGGCUUUUGAUGUGCAGGCAGUGCAGACGAGGCCGCAUUGAACAGUUCGGGGCACUUUGUUGCGAUGAGCCAGGCCAUGAAUGGACACAGCUCCACUUCAUGUUUUGUGGAAAUAUGUGCCUGUGCAGAUAACAAAUUACCUCAGUGAAAUUCUUGUGAAUUGUUGUUAAGUGUCCCAGCGGUCUCUCAUAAACUCGCAUAGAUGGUGACGCCAUAAUUUUCUGUAGGCAGUAUUCAAAGAAGCUCUGUGACUGUUGCUAAAACUUUAUAAUUCACUAAAGAUUAUGUGCAGCUCAGCAGCAUUACAUCUCGGUCUCGGUUAUUUACAGAAACCUUCCUUAUUCUCAGGCUGAAUGAAGCAUAUGCUGCUGUAACUUGUUCUUGAACUGUAGCUUGUUUGCAUAAAGUGCAUAAAAAGCUUGCCAUUGCAGUACUCUUGCCAAGAUAUUUCUGUUUGUGGCAGCAAUGUCAUAAGUCCAUCAGGACAGGCUGUGUUGAUCAGAAGUGUUGCCAACUUCCGGAUCCAAUUUGCUCCAAGGAAAAAAAAAAUUCCCUUCAUUUUUCAACCAACAUGUGGACAUCGAAUUGGAAGCCGAUUAUUGCAGUGGUAAACGUAUGUUGAGCUUUGUUUAAUAUGAUGGCAAAUUCUAUAUUUAAUUUUUUCUAAACUCCUUUUAGGGCAUUUGAAUUGCGUAGUCAUUGCUUUUAAAUUCGGAGAUGCUGUCAUGCCAAUUGUGCUUUCAAAAGUAUUUAUUUACGGAAAGAUGAAGUGAAGCCAAAGUUAAAUGGAAGGCAUUUUCUGUGCUUUCAGUGUGUGGAAAAAGUUUUGUUCUGUAAGCGCUUUUUCUAUAUUGAGCAAAGGUGAUGUGGUACAAAAUAUAUUAACAUGUAUAACACAAAGAAUAUCAAUGCCUUCAAUAGUAUUCGUUUCACAGUUAGUCGCUGAUGCUGGGAAGUCUGGCAUAAAAUUAGCAAUACCCCUUCGAGGAUUGUAGCAGCAGUACUUAUGGAACAUGGACACAGAAAGAAUGAAUAGACGUGGACGCAACUGUUAAAAAAUGCAUAGAAAAUCCUUUCUAUGUUCUUUGUUCUGUUCUGUGUUCUUUCCAAGUUCCUUCUGUGUCCGUGUUCCAUAAGUUCUUCUGCUACAAUCCUCGAAGAAUGGACCAGCUAGCUGAAUCAAACACCUUUUUUAGCAAUACUCAAAAGCCCUUGAUUUAGGGAGAAGUUUCUAGAGUUGGCAGCACUUAGGUACUCGUAUAACUUAACCUUCUCCUCAUGAAAGCCUGCUUCAAGUGGUAACAGUCAAAUCCACAAGUCUCAUCCGUCUUGACUUUAGCAUGUUUUAGAGCACAGCUGUUAGGCACCCGUUCCUGUGGCAAGGCUCGCUGUCCCUCAUAAACCAGCGAAUGAGCACAACGAAGGACAAAAGAGCAAACGCGGAGUGAAGCAGGGGAUCAAACACUGCGAUAGUAAAAAGAGCGUGAGGAGAAAAGCGGAGGAGGGGGUUGCGGCAGAACCGUGAGGUGCAAAACAGACUAGGAGGGUAUGGCGAAAGCAUGAGAAGAAAAGCGUAGUGCCAUCCAAGACGGACUCUGUGGGGACAAUAGCCAUGAGAUGGCGCCACAGUAGCACGUGUUGUCUGUUCACCACCGACGCCACUGAUACCAUAUGUGGAAACAAAGUGCUGCCUGAGUAGAGGUCUGUCUGCAGCGGCUGCUGUGAAUUGCGCCCAUGCAUCACCCAUGCGCUGCCUCUCACGAUCUCCUGGUUAGCGAGGCAGUCGCCCCACAGUCUUCUCCGUUAAAACGGACCGCACGAGACAGAUUGUCUGCAUGAGCCAAUAUAUCGCGAAAUGAAAGCACAUAUAGAGCUGCACUCAGAUUUCUCAUUAGGGAGCAUCGUAAUUGUCGGUGAAUUUUCUUCGCGCUUAGUAUCCACGUUGUGUGUAUUGUAACGAUGGACGUACAGUUGAAAUUAGGUGCCUUUGUGUGCUCACUGAAGUCUUUGUUCUAGUUCAUCGUGUCUUCUUCGUGAUGCACUCUAUUACUUUAACGUGUCUUAACCAUGAGCUAUCACCAUUAAAGCCAUUCUGAGAUGUCUUACUGUUGUAUGGGUGCUUGAGCUGCUGUCUGGAUGCACUGGCAUGGAAUUAAUAACCUUCCUCAUAACACGCCUUUUCAUGGCAGCUUUUUUUAUCCCAUGGCCUCACAGCACAUUCAUUACAGCUACUCACUGUAAUUUAUAAUUCUAACGAUCACGUUUGCUGCGCCGGCUUGCCGUUGUAAAUUGUGCAGUUGGAAAAUGUUUGAUGAUAUGGCCACCACCAAAGUGUAGCGGGCACAUUAAAGGCACUGGUACACAGUUCGAGUGGUUAACCAAAGUAUUCUGUGGCAGAAAGCAUGUUUGUGCUUUCUUUAAUGCAUAGCGCAGGAAUAGUGGAGAUGUAAAGCAGCAUUAUAAAUGUCUAAAAAGAUGUUCCAACGGAUUCAUUUUUAUGCUCUGUAAUCUAUAGCAAAGUUUGUCCUUUCAUUUGGCUUUUCUAUGCCGAGUGCUCGCAUAGUUUUCAAUGCCAGAAAACUGUUGUAGGGACAGCAUUCACGCUGGGCAUAAGUAAGGCUCGUAUCUAAGUGACUAGCUGGGGCUUCGUUGUGUGAUGUAACAGACUGGAUGCAGCAACGCCUUUUGAGAGAUGAUCCCCAUUGGUGCACCCUGACUGUCGCUCUCUGUCCUCCUCUCUCUCCCUCGUUAAGGAUGGCGCCGGCUGAUCCGGCAACGCGCCUUUACCUUUUCCCUGCCGACGGCACCUCAGUCUGAGGAGAGAGCACCCAUGGCUGACAGGCACAACCCCCUCUCCUCUGUCGCCUGACUAACUGCGACCUUGAUGGGGCAGCAAACCGUGGCCCUCUUGUCUGCUGGUCAGGCCACUGGUGAUAGCGUAGGUGCUGGGCCCAGCGUAAGCUGCAAUCACACUCCCCAUCCGCACUUCACGUGCUGCUUCCUUCAUCACACCAUUGCCUGAGAGAGGACGAUAACAGCUGGUGAAAGUGGGUAAACAGGCUGCAGUAACGAGGCUUUGUAGUGGAAAAAAGAAAAGUGUAGCAAAAGAAUGAGCCCUAACAGAACACAUAAGAGCCCCUUCACGGCACGUGCAUCCGUGAUUGUCACUGGAGGCAUCACUUUUUCGUGACUAUUUUGAUUCUGAGCAAGUGAUUCCAAGAGGGAGAAGCCACUGGUACUCAGAUGUUGCACACGAACAACGACUGCUAGAGGGGUAAAUGAUAGGGCUCGCGCCAUGAAUAGCUGCUGCCUGGUCAUUGCUGUGUGUUUCUCAGUGAUCGGUGAGCUCAGUGAUGAACGUACGAGUUGCACGAAGCAAUGAAAUGUGAUAAGACCAAGUAGUACUGACUUGCCCUCUUUGCAUCAUGUGCCCAGGAGCAAUAUAAGUAUCAUGUCUUGAACUAGGAGUGCCUCCAGUAGAGGGCUCUGAUGUGCAGCCAAGCACACUGCCUGUGCUGACAAGAGAGUCGAGGGCUGCUCUAGAUCUAGUAUAUGGCAUGCAUUGUGUAUGCCACACAACCCAAAUCUAGAUAAUAGUGAAUAGCAUCUCUGAUAAUAAAAAUCACAUUUUAUUUUUUCUGCUCUCGUUUUCAUGGUUGGGACAUUAAUUGGGUGUUCCAGCAGUGACUGUCUCCAAUUAGUAUACCCAGGGUCUGAGAAAAUUAUUUCGAUCAAAAUUUAUAGCAGUAGUGGAUGUCUAUAUUAGUGUUAUAAUUGCCAGUGCAGUCAGUAACUAAUCUUGCUUUUUAACUUUUUAUAUAUUUAUGAGAUAAGGAAAGCCAAUAUGGCAAGGUUGACCAUUUGCUGGAAACUGGGCCUAGCAGUAGUUUAGAAAAAAGAAUGGAUGUAAAAUUUGUGGGGAAAUGCAUAGCUGUCCCAGGUAAUGUUCUCCCACAUUGCACAAAAGUUAUGUGGAGGAAUUCGUAAACUGUACCACCGAUAUCCCAACACGGUGUGUUCUGAGCUUGCUUUUCUUGAGGCUAGUGCAAGGCAGCGUUCCUGCUAAGUACUUGUGGUUUGCAUACUCCUGCAAUUCUAAUAUGUCCCUGAAGUUGUUAAUUAAAAGUUGGUAAAAAUCAGUUACUUAAAUAUUCCAUUGCUUAUUAUUAGACAAAUUCUGGGGUCCUCCAACUCUCGGUUAGCAAAAAGAAAAAAGAAGCCCCCCGUCUUCAUUCUGCCCUGUAAAAGUGGAUGUACAGCGAAGCUGUUGCCGACAUUAGGCGACGUUACGCAAGCACCACCACCACAAGCAACAUACGUCGUGCACGUCUGCAGAAGUGCAGCAUAGAUCCUCGUUCUUCUAGGCCUACUAUGUACAAGUGCAUGGUUGAACUGAAUGAUUAUUUAAUGGUAAAUUCCAUCAGAAAAUGUGUGAAGUACAACUUACACACAAGCUGCAGACAUGGUAGCUUUGGAUUGCUAUUCGAAUAUACGGGACAACAUAAAUCGCGGGAACUCAAAGGCCCUUUCCCUGUUGCCAUCUGUCUGAGUGGUGGAGGUAUUGUUAGCAUAGCAUACAUCCUCAUUCUUGUAGGCCGUCUGCCUAGCACGAUGGUUUUAUAGAACUAAUUGAACUUCUCAAAGUAAAAUGCAUUAGAAAGUACGACUUACACACAACCUGCAGACAUGAUAGCAUCAGAUUAUAAUUCCAAUAUAUGAAGUUUGAGUUCAUAUAUAAACUGAAACAUGAAGCCUUCCAGCUGCCGUUUGUUUUUGGCCGAGCAUGCCACGAGAAAUCCCGACCAACUAGAGGCUAACAGCUUCGCUGUGAAACUUUUUCUCGAAUCUCAUAUUUUAUUAAUGAGACAUAAUCGUAGCAGAAACGCAUGGCAUAGUGGCAGCCUAUAUGUUCAUAUUCUCAUUUUUGUGCAUAUAUGCCUAUUUAUCCCAUAGUUUCUGACUGAUGUUUUGCUAAGUAACAGGCCAGCCAUUGGGCAGCCACAAAUUCUGUGCAGUUCUUUUCCCUCCUCUUUGCCUGUCGUGCUUUUGUUGCAGUGACCUGCUGGCAAUUGGUGUCUCUCACUAUUCACACACAAUUGCGUAGUGGUCGGAAUGGCUGCGAAACCUGUGAUGUGCAUGACUGGUGUGCAUGGCAACCUUGCAUGCAUCCUUUAAGCCUUUGUCUCGUGUCAUUUCCUAUUGCAGUGAGAUAAUUCAGAAUAUGUGAGCUUGCAGGCAUAUUUGCUGUACAUAUAUUGUGCGAGUAUGGUUUCAGCGCUUAAAUGCUAAUGCUUUGUGGGUCACCAUGUUUAUGCAAUGCCUCGCAUACAGUGAUCCGCAUUUUUACUCUGCAGUCACCUUGAGUUUUUUACUGUCAGUUUGCAGUCAGAUUUUGCAACAAGAUUGCAUUCAUUGGUCCACAUUGUGACAUUGAAAAGUCGGCAUCGUUGCCUCCGUAAUCCAUCUGGACCUUUAAUUGGCAACAGGCAGCAGAAUCAGUCCACAUGUUCUGAAACACACUUAUGCAAUGUUGAUGGGGCUCGUGGCAUGAUGGAUUUUCAUUUUUUUCUGAAUGAACCAGGGAACGAAGAUAGUAAGCACAUUAUUGGACAAUGUGUGGCAAAAGUUUAGCAAUAGCAAAGUAGAAGUAGGUGGAAAAUUCUUUUAGUACUGUUAGAAUAAAGGUGCGACUCACUGUAUGCUACCACUGAAAGUUGAUCCACAGAGGAGUGUGCCUCUGUCGACGACAAGCUCUGUUAUUGCGAGCAAUAAUAACCAGUGUUGUUUACUGGAGUUUGUCAGUGCACUAGUGUGCUGCGAUGCGAGAUAACCUUUUUCAGCACAUUCAUUGCUUGCAGUCUGUAGACCUACUUUGUUUGUGAGAAUUUGUGAAAGAUGCACUUGGACUAGCAUAAUUAAUUUGCCAGCACUGCUAUUCCUUCUCUAUUGCAAACUAGCUUCAAGGAAAUUGUGCAUUUUUGUUGUUUCCAUCACUCAUUUCACUUUACAAGGUUGUGAAAAAAACAUUUUAAAGAGUUUCGUGCAAAUAUAACAAACAGCACCAGCAUUGCUAGGUUUGCCAAAGGUUGAAAUAGAAUUAUCAAUUUACCAACUUGCACAUGCAACUGGGUCAACAAGGAGCCUGGCAAAAUAAAGAAUUUGUACAUUGGCAAUCCCAAAAAUUUUUUACAUAUAAUAUGUGAGUGUGGACAAGUAACAUUCUCUGUUAGAAUGCAGCGUAGAUAUUUAGCUUAAAUUGCUGCUGGGUAUUCAUAAGGCCAUUUCAUUUGUAUGAAUUCUUGGUACAUGGUUGGUACAGCUAGUUCACUUCUUGUGUUUGCCGUGGAUGGCGCUUUUGAAAGGUACAUUGUGGCCAAAACUUUGCAGUCGUCUGGCCAUGUAUUCUCCUAGUGACCAACCAUCCAGAAAGGUCACUUGUAUCAAAUUCUGUAUAAAUAUUGAACUCCAGGCAUGCAUUAAGUUUCUGGGUAAACUGUGGGCUUGUUCACAGUUGAGUUGUGCAGAGGUGGCAUAGCUCAAUUCCUGCAGUAAAGGGACACUAAAAGCAAAUAUUAAGUCAAGCUAAAGUGAUAGAUUAGCACUUAAGAAUUUCUAAGGCAUCAAUAUUAUCGCAAAUAGAGCCUUAAUAAUCGAGAAAUUGAGGUAAAUGCACGACAUGAUUAGAGACUCCCCCGGGACAUUCAAGUACUUGUCCGAUGACGAAAGCACUCCUCAGUUAAAUUCUGUGACUAGUACUAAACCACUCAUUGCAAAAAACAUCCUUGUAUUGUAUUAUAAGACGAAAUAAAAUGCUACUUGUCCAGUUCUAUUGCAUUUUUAGAAAAAAGAACUCAUUGAAAUUACCCUUGACAAUGACGCGGGCGGUCGGAAGGUUUCGUUUUCGCUCGACUCCGCGCCGCCCAUGCUUUCGCAUUUCAGUAGUUUCGUUAUUGAGUACUGCUGCGCUGGUUCUGCUGGCUCACGAAACUCGGACAAACUGCGAGUAGCAGAGAAUUCAACUUCCAUGGGAUGUCGCGGUAUGCCCGAACGGUCUACAUCACUUGACCAAAAAGCAGCUGCCGCGGCGAAUCCACCACUCUGUUAUGGCUCGGUACCGCCGUCUGUCGGGUGCCACUUUACUCACCGACGACAGCAAAGGGUGGUGAUAGCACAUGCAACGUCACCACUGCCCCAGUUGGGUGCCAGGAGAUUUGAAUUUCGAAAAAGUAUUCGGACCUUUCAGAUGCAAUUUUCUUUUAAACUAACUCUUUUCUUGACACGAAACAAGCGUUGCGAGGUUUCUGGAAUGGCGUUUGAACAGUCCACGUCGACUUAGCAUUUGCCUUUAUUGUCCCUUUAAUACCAUGCCUAGGCACAUCACUUCCAUGUUUGAUACAGAAUAAAUCAAGUAUCCAUCACCUGCAGCAAUUCCAGAUGCAAAGAUGCAAUUGAUCUUGCUGCAAGAAAGUGGUGGAGCCAUCUGUCACUGACAGGCUCCGUCACCGUUCCUGAGAUCUGCAUGUCGUACAUCUGAUGCAUCUGGUUAAUUCAAGAUGGAACAGGGAAGUAAUGCCUGCAAACAUGGUAUUAAGUUGCAUGCUUUGAGCAGUGCCACCUGUGCACAAGAUUCAAGCACAAACAAGUCAACAGUUCAGCUAGAAGAACCAUGUACACUCUGAACUAUUAUUUACACAGCAUUCAGUGUAUGGUCCAUUGAUAUGGAUCUGAGACUGCUUAAUGUGAUGCCAGAUAGUACCAAAUAUGCCGUACAGUAAUCACAUGGAAUGCAUUUUCUACAUGUUAUUGCCAUCCAUUUCCUGACAUCUGUGCAUUCAUGUUUAAUAAUUAUACAAUAUGUUUUUACCAUGACUGGAUUGCUUUUCAGGGUGUUUGUCGGUAACCGUGCAUUACAUGCAUAUCUGCAGCGAUUGCAAUGUGGUGAUUGCACUGCUUAAAAUAAACUCGCUGAUGUCAGGUGGCACCACGCUGAAUAUGCCAGAAAUACAUUCCAUAUGAUUUUCACUUGGGGUGAGGCAUCUGAAGAAAUCAUCAGACCUGCGAUGAGAUUAGGAAGUUUGCAGGUAUAGGAUGGAGUCGGUAAUGCAAGGCAAGGUUAAAUGAAGGUCACUGGCAGAGAAGUUCAUCAUGCUCUGGACAUAAUAGGAUGAUGACAAUGACAGCCAUAAUAAAAGAUUGUUGAAAUAGAGCAUGGCAAUCCUCACUUUUAUUUAAUAUGUUAUUGAGCAAUGUAGUCCCUACUUUAUCAAGCUCAAUAACAACCGUGUAGUGCUGCCCGUGGAAACUGCAAUAAUCUGGUGCUGUUUGAAAAGUUUCAUAAUUUGUGCAGUGUGACUGUGCUGCUUUCUUAUUUCUUUGUGCACUGCACUAUCCACAUGUCCUGUCUACCACAUGUGCAUUGUAUUUUACUGAUGUCCAUCUGUACUUCACGAGUGUAGUGUUGUAGUUCACAAAAUAUGAUGCCCUUUUUUUCCUCAGUCCAAUGCAUGUCACUAUUGCAUAAUUGAUUGACCUGCUUGGUUGGCAUAUGACACUUGGGUUUGAGUGUGAGCAGCUUUGAAUUUUGGCAGGGUAUAAAGUGCACUGUCAUACAGUGAGCCAUUGCUUCCAAAGCCCACCAAAGUGCGUGGUCCUUAAAAGCCAUUAAAAGCUUUUAUGUGCUGCCUUUUACUUACUUCCCUGACUGUAACAUUUUGAUGGGCAUUCUGAAUGGUGCCAAUCAACUCCAUUUGGCAAGCAACAGUAUUUUGUGAUUUUUAUCUGUAGCUGAAAUGGCAGUUUUUUACUUUACUGGCUAGCUACAGUGACAGUGUGAUUUAAUGCCCAGUUUUGUCUGGUUAUUGGCCCAUUUUUACUGAAUGCAUUGAUUUUUGUUUGUUACAUGCGGUAGUUGUCACAGGUAACUUUUUUGUGCAAGUUACGUCACUUUGUGCUGAAACUAAUUAGUAGUGUGGGCAAGUGGUUAAGAGAAACAAAAUUUGGCCUUGUAGAUUAGACUCACCUUUUGUAUUCGUACUUUUCCUUUGUCUUUUGUAUGGAAUUUUUGGCUGCUGGCAUGUUUAGUUUAUGUGCUGAAAUGUGACAGAAUUUUUAUCUUUGUUCCACUUUGUACAACAUUAUUGACUGUUGGCACGAUUGGUUCAGCUGUUGGUAUGUGAAACGAGAUACACCAGGAGGAUGCAGUAAACCUUAAAGCAGAAUAUAAAUGCUACUGAAGUGUCCUUAACUGUGGUGCUAAUUAUAAUGGACUGCCCAAAGUUUCCAGUGUACCACAUUUUUGUAUAAGACUGCAUCUAGUCAUGCUUAUAUUUUUUUUAUAUUACCCACAUGGUCAUGGCAUCUCAUAACCGACAACGGCCAUGCUUUACACAUACGAGGUGUGACAUUUUUGUUUUGUUAUGUCGCAUGUAAUCACUCUUGGUCUUUAUUUUUGUGCUUCUGUUUCUUAUACUUGUGGUUUUGCAGGGAAAAGUUGGCGCUUCCAUGACAGCUAAAAGCACUGAUUAUUUUCUUUUUCACUUAUAUUGCUCGCUAAAUUUUAUGCCUUUGACUUUUUCAAUACGAACAAGGUCCCUAUGUGGACAUUUUACCUUAUGUCUGUAUUCAAGGGAAAUAAACCCAUUUUUAACAUUACUGUA
This is a messenger RNA of Dermacentor andersoni, 10928 nucleotides long. RefSeq names its product Claudin superfamily protein pickel (gene pck). The record is from RefSeq and is a predicted model, not a curated record. Gene Ontology annotation, biological process: regulation of tube size, open tracheal system; septate junction assembly. Lineage: Eukaryota; Metazoa; Arthropoda; Arachnida; Ixodida; Ixodidae. Gene Ontology annotation, cellular component: membrane; septate junction.